Hippocampus zosterae (dwarf seahorse) is the source of this 6104-nucleotide messenger RNA. Its product is annotated as kinase non-catalytic C-lobe domain-containing protein 1. The record is from RefSeq and is a predicted model, not a curated record. Gene Ontology annotation, molecular function: guanyl-nucleotide exchange factor activity. The transcript has 29 exons. Gene Ontology annotation, biological process: small GTPase-mediated signal transduction. Lineage: Eukaryota; Metazoa; Chordata; Actinopteri; Syngnathiformes; Syngnathidae. Bases 224 to 4453 code for a protein of 1409 amino acids.
GAGAGAGAGACCAAAGUGGGGUUAGCUUGACUGUCACUGCAGUAAGAUGUUCGCAAUACAAGCCUCGCACUGAGCAUUUUUCCGCGUAUUGGUUGUUUUUGACAUCAGCUGCUGGACCGAACUGGGUGCUGCUCUGCUCUUUGGGGGGAGGGCUCAGGCAUGACUGCGGUCGCCGUUGUCUGUGACAGGGAAACCCUCACUUGGUAGAACUAAAGUUGCUGCAAUGGAGACUUCAUGGAAAGACGCAUACUAUGAAAUGGACCAUCUGCCUCCCCUGCUCGAAGAUGAGGAGAAUGUUUCUCUGGCAGACAUCCUGACUUUGCGAGACAGCUGUCUGUCUGAGGAGGACGUGUGGGCAGUGUGUGCGGAGUGUGUCCUGGCUCUGCAGAGCAUUCGACCCUCCCACCUCUUCCACACUUUGUGCAUCACCCCAGACACUCUGGCCUUCAAUGCACAUGGGAAUGUUUGCUUUAUGGAGCAACUUAGCGAUGAUCCUGAGGGAUUAUUUGUGCCUCCAGAGUUUGAUAGUACAGGGAACACAUUUGAGGGCCAUGUUUUUUCUCUGGGCUCAACUCUGUCGGCUGCAUUGACUUUUGUGAUCGAACCAGAACUGGAAGCUGAGCUGGAUGAAGAAACUCAUAAGCUGUUGGAGAAAAUGCAGGCGAAGAAACCAGAGAAUAGACCACUCAUACAGGACAUCCUGUUUCAGGCUCAAACACGGCUGCCCCACACCUCGUCUGCAGCUGUGUGUCGUAAAUUGUCUUCUGUUGGACGGCGUGUGCUCUCCAUUGAAUCAAUAUCAAAUUUCCAAGAUGGACAAGAGAGCGGUGAGGCAAUUUGGCAACACUCAAAAUCCAAAAGACAGAGUUCCUAUGAUAUGAGCAAAGACUUUACUGUGAACACUGCUUUCAAGGCAAACGGUCUUUCCAGACACCAGGUAUGCGUGGGUUGGGACUCCUCCCUCUGGGCUGAGGAUGCAGAUAAUGCUGACAGAUACUGCAGGGGCUCAGGAGAUGAUCAGGACUGCCGUUCUCACAAUAGUUCCCCAGUGAGGGUGAAAGCACAGAGGAGAUUCAACAGGACGAAGGGGGUGCUAAAUCGCUCCUGCUCUGUCCCUGACUCCAACAACCCACCUGGUCCCACUCCACCACAUGGAAAUAUCAGCGUACCCGUAUCAGACCUAACAGAGAUCGGAGCGGAUGAACAUUUGUGUUGCAAGUCCGUGUGGGGCAACAGAUCCAAAAGACUCGCCCGAGGAAGGUCCAGUGAGUCGUAUCCACGCCGUAGUGCAGAAGAUUGUGUGAGCUCACUUGCUAACUAUUCAAUAUCAAGAGCAAAUGGAAACGCUGUUGAGGCUUCUUCAGAUGAAGAAAGUAAUUAUCAAGAUUGUCAUGUAAAUGCAUUUAAGGAAGAGAGUAGGGAUGUCGCCCCAUCCUGCACAUCUGCUUCUCCCAAUCCAGUGGAUGUCGAAUAUGACAAGUUUGGGGCAAAAAUAUCCAAAAACCACAAGUGCUCCAUGCCAAAGAACUACAUGACCAAAAGCAUGCUUUUCCUCAAUCAAGUAUCUCUGGAUGAGUGGAUCACACUAAGAGAGUUACUCGCUCGCUGUGGACUGGGGCUGACGGGGAAUGAGCUCUGGGCUCUCUGUUACACCUGCCUCUCAUCCCUGCAGACCUAUCUUGACUUUCCUGCUUUCUUAUCCCUGGACACAGUGUAUAUUAGCUUCCAGGGAGCGAUGCUUUUCUUGACACCUAAAAACUUUGUAUCUCGAGAUGCAUUGUAUCUUUCCCCUGAAUAUCAAAACCAUGGAAUAGUUACUGAAAAGGCUUGUGUUUAUGGGGUUGCUGCUGUCUUGUGGACAACAGCAAAGUUCACACUGUUGCCCAGUGAGAAGCUUGUAAUGCCUCGUAAACUGAAGCGACUUCUGCUUGACAUGGCCAACAGCACACCCAUCGAGAGACCUUCCAUUGCCAUGGCUAAACAGAGCUGUUGUGACUACUUAAGAAGUCAAGGGACAAAUGCUGAGAAUGUUUGGAACCAGCUCAUCAGCAGAGUUCAUUCGCCGAUGCUACUCUUUUUCCAGCCAGUUUCAAGAUCCACUGAUGGAGAAAAUUCGAGUGCUGAUGACACAAACCAAAGUUCCAGUAAAAAUACUCAAAUGAGCAGUGGACCAGUGGACUCCAGCACCCAGAGACCUUCAAUUUCACAACCAGGCUCUUUACCCCCAUCCUACUGGGGAGUACUUAGGUGUUUCAAUGGAAACAUGAAUGAAAACCAGCAAUUGUGUUCAUGUCUCUUUUCAUUUAUGUGCACUAAGGAAUCAAAAGAGGACCAACCCAUUGACAUGGACGACGGUUCAGACGCAGGGCUCACUGAGAGAGGAGACCAUUCUGCUGGGGUCAGUCAUGAAAGCUCUUCGGAAGCUGACUGUCAUUCCGAGGGGACGAGGAGUUUGGCUGAUACUUGUGAAGAACAGAUGAGUUUGGACCGCUCAGAAGAAAUGGACGAAAGCAAUUUUCUGCUUUCAGAGCAGACAUCCAGACCAGACCUGAACUUCAGGCCAGCCUGGGACUUGGCUUUCUUUGGAGAGGAUUGUUUUAGCGCAGAUGUGAUUGAAUAUGCCAUGAGUCUUGGCCAGUAUACAGAAUCGCCGUGCCUGGAUGUGAAAACACAGGAGCUGCAGCAGCAACUGAUCAUUGAAACAAGGAAUCUUAAGAAAAUGAGAACUUUCUACCAGAAACUGGUUCAGCAAGAGAAAAAAAAAGGUUUUGAGAACAAAGGGAUACUGUCCAAACUCAAGGCCCAGCUUGAAGAACUGAGAUCCAAAGUGAUCUUCUUGGAUAAUGUCAAGAAAUACCUAGAGGCAAAGAGUGUGGAUCAGUGGGGUUCAGACAUUGCAGUACUGACCUCUUUGUCUGCUUGUGGGCUGAACUCUUUGGCUGUCCAAACCUCCGAGGACACUUCCAUCUUGAGCUUUGCAACUUGCAAAGGAAAAAGAAAUCUGCAAGCAGGGACUUCUCUCGGUCUCAUGGCAUACCUGUAUGCAAGAAACGCUGCUUCAGAGGGGUUCAUCCAGCAGUUCCUGUAUACGUAUCGCUUUUUCUGCACUUCUGAGCAGUUACUGCAGUUUAUUAUGGAGAUGUUCAUCAGCGUAGUCAGAGACUUUCCAGAUAGAUCGGAAAGUCGUGCUAACAUCAUGCACCGCAGUUUGGACUUGUUGCACGUAUGGAUUAUGGAUUGCAAAACAGUUGACUUCAUGCCUAACUCCAACAUUGUGGAUGUUUUAGAAAACUUCCUUCAUAAUGUGGUAAUUCCAGCGGAUGUGCGAGGGCGGGUCCUACUUGCUGCUCUCCACAGUCCUCCAAGGACAAUUUGGAGCACAAGGAGAGAGAGUCAAAUUGGUUGUAUUGCGCAAUCCUUUUGGGGUCCAUUGUCGACUGAGGAUCAGGUGAAAAAGGAAACAGUGGUGGAAGCUUCAGCACCCAUUCCAAAAGAGAAGGCCUUCUCCAUAGCUGCAGCUCUGCCUGUGCCUUGCUCCAUCUCCCUGGCGUAUGACCCUUCCAGCAGUGAUGAGAAACUCACCUUCAGCCAGAAAAAUUACAGUGCAAAGCAUGUCGCUCAGCAACUCACCCUUCUGCAGCAGGACAUUUUCCACGGAUGUCAUCCGGUUCAUUUCCUCAACUCCAGAAUACAAGGCAUCAUUGAUAAGCCCUCAAGGAAAGACGACACCUCAAGUACUAGGUCCUCGCAAACUCCACCAGCAGAGGGCAGCAGCCUACCGCACGGAGGAACGUCAUCAGAGCCUUUCCUCCAGCAGCUGCUUGCUUACUCUGACAGUGUUAUGAAAUGGAUCGCCUGCGAAAUAGUCAUCUGCGACUCAGUCAAGGAACAAAUUGCCUUGCUAACAAAAUAUCUGUGGAUUGGGAAGCAUUGCUAUGAAUCCCGGAAUUUUGCAACAGCCAUGCAAGUCCUCGAAGGUUUGGAGAACGUGAUGGUCAGGCAAUUACCAGCUUGGAAACAUCUGUCUUCCAAGAUGCUUGAGAUUCUGGAGGAGCUACGAGCCGUACAGGUCUUCCUGAAGAGUGAUGACAUGUGUCUUAUUGCGGGAGAACACAAGAGAAGACCCACCCUGCCGUCAGCGCACAUCCUGGCCAUGCAUGUUCAACAGCUGGAAAUCGGAGGCUUCACGGUCACCAGCGGGGCAUUCAAGUGGCCAAAGCUUAGGAGAAUAGCGAAGGUGGUGAGUCAAGUCCACGCCUUCCAGGAGGUCAUUUUCACCUACGGCCCGGACCGGGACUUGCAGACCUACCUUCGCCACCGCAUCACCAAGCUUGGCAAUUCCGACAUACUCCUCCAGCCUGCUGCCGAUGAUGCUGAUUCCCAGCAGUCCACUGAUCGUCAAACAAGGAGGGUUCAGGCCACCCUGAAAAAGGUUAAAGCCUCCUUGCAGUGAGCUGUGCCCUGCCCCCCCCCCCCCUCAAGACCCCAGUCAGCAGCUCAUAGCUGAACCGCUGCAAUGAAUUCUCUGCUACCACGGCAGCAGAAUGUGAGACUUCUCCUUAACCUUCUAAACCAAAACAUUCGAUAUUAUCAGAUAAGACAGCCAGCUAGACUUUAGUUACAACCUUAAGAUGGUGGUGAAUCGGGUGUUGAGUAUACUCAAAAAGAAUGUCAUGUGCAUUUUUAAAUGUGAUUUAAUUUUCCUCACUGUAUGUAUAUUUAUUCGACACAAAACACAAACGGAUUCCAACAUAGAUCAUACCUACAGGACCACAGAGGGGCCUGUAUGAAGCCAGUCUUUUCAUAUACAGGCAUGGCUGGACGUAAAUGUUUAGACGAAACGUUUUAGCUGCAAGGUGAGAAACGAUCCAUAAAAGAAGCCAUGUGAGAAUUCAGCAGGAAACCCUCUCCACAUCAAAGAGUAUGUAUCAACUGUGUUGCUGUUUCAAAAUGGUUUGAGGUCUGCAUUCAUUCGUGUUUUCAGUAUAAAAGUGUGGAGUGAUGAGAAAAAGUUUCAUGUGACCUCAAAAGUAUCUACAUUGUUGAAUUAGCACAGGAUUUCUUUUUUUUUUUUUUUGCUUGAAAUUCUACUGAAUUGUGGAAACACACUCUGUUCACAAACACAAAUGUUGGCUGGUAGGAACACAUCUCAAAUAUGGAGCAUGUUUAAAAUCAGCUGGAUGAACAGUGAGAAGAGUUCAAUCUCACAGUGAUUUAAUCACAAAUGAGAACGGGUCUGGUCGUCUUCAAAAGGUCAUCUGGUUUAAGUCCAUCUAUCAAUUCUUUCUUUUUUUGGGAGGGUGUGGGGGGUUACUUUAAUCAUCCCCCAAAAGAAUGUUGCAUGUUUGUAUUGGGUUAGAAAAAAAUAUAUUGUUUAACCCUUUCAUGCAUCCUGUAUCCUGAUAACAUGAUAAGCACUCCACUGUAGUCACCGCUGUGCCUGAAAGAGUUAAAAAAUUAGCUUACUUGAUUAGUAAUUUUCAAAUACCAGUCAAAUACACAUUUAGGGGUAUAUCAUUUCAUAAAUAGCAAAUCAAUGUGGUUACUGAAGGCCUUAUUAUAACAGAGUAAGAAUGAAAUGGAUAACAGGUUGAGUUAUCGUAUGAAGUCUUGUUUUACUGCCUGUUCCCUCCACUGGACGCACACCUCAAAGGUGAAAGACACAAGAAGAUUGAAUGUGGCUUGUCACGUGAAUAUGAACAAGACCGAUUUGAAAUAGACACAUGACAUUUGGUCCCUCUCUGGCCAAAUAUGUUUUGGGUUCAUUCUAGUGUUGUACAUCAGCUUGUGAUUUUAUACAGUCGCUGCGGCUCUCACAUUGUGCUGCUUUGCAGAAUUGGUGUCUGUUACCUCUUAUGUAAUUUCUGAUUUUUUUUAGAUAUAUACUGUACAUAUACACACGUACAUACUGUAUUACAUACAGUAUUGCCAAAUCCAACUGCCUCACAAAAAUGACAAUGACAAAGUGUUUGAAUGGAUUUUCCCAAAGGGCAGAUUUGUCCUGAUUUCCGGCUAAACACGAUGCCAAUCAUGGACCAAUGUUUAACUUGUACUGAUUAUUAACCAUUAGACAGAUGUACAGGAAGAAUGACAAAUUUCAACGA